Messenger RNA from Uloborus diversus, 2050 nucleotides. RefSeq names its product nucleolar protein 10-like. Lineage: Eukaryota; Metazoa; Arthropoda; Arachnida; Araneae; Uloboridae. Gene Ontology annotation, cellular component: 90S preribosome; small-subunit processome; nucleolus. The coding region runs from base 99 to 2030 and encodes 643 amino acids. Gene Ontology annotation, biological process: maturation of SSU-rRNA from tricistronic rRNA transcript (SSU-rRNA, 5.8S rRNA, LSU-rRNA). The transcript is spliced from 17 exons. Gene Ontology annotation, molecular function: protein binding. The record is from RefSeq and is a predicted model, not a curated record.
CAUGCUCAUGUUUGAUCGUGCAUAAGUACACAUGUAGCAGGAAAAAAAAACUAAAGAAUCAGAUAUUUAAAUUAGUAAAUUAAAGGCAGUUGUUGACAAUGCAAGUAACAAAUUCCAAUAAUGUUAAAAUUUAUAAUCUUAGCCAUGGAAAGUCUCUUCCAGAUUGGUUAUCAGAAAGAAAAAGACGAAUGCUCCAGAAAAAAGAUGUUGAUAUUAGAAAACGAAUUGAACUUAUACAAGAUUUCGACAUGCCAGGAGUUAGUACUGGUGUGAAAAUUUCACGAGAUGGAAAAUUUAUUCUAGCUACUGGCGUGUACAAACCUCGAGUGCGAUGCUAUGAUGUUAAUAAUUUAUCCAUGAAAUUUGAACGUUGUUUUGAUGCUGAAGCAGUUCAAUUUGAAAUAUUGUCUGAUGACUACUCAAAACUAGUGUUACUGCAAUGUGAUAGAUCUGUAGAAUUUCAUGCUCAAUAUGGAGGAUAUUAUAAAACAAGGAUUCCUAAAUUUGGUCGUGAUCUUGCUUACCACAAAGAAUCAUGUGAUCUUCUCUUAGUUGGAGCUAGUUCUGAAAUUUAUCGUCUAAACUUGGAGCAAGGAAGAUUCCUCAGUCCUUAUCAAACAAAUGCCAGCUCUAUAAACAAAAUUGCUGUGCAUUCAGAGUAUGAUAUAAUAGCAUGUGGAACUAUAGAGGGUAAAGUGGAAGCAUGGGAUCCUCGAAUGCGAGAAAGGAUUGGAACUUUGGAUUGUGCACUGAACUGCAUGGCAGACAAUACUGUUGUUGAUGGUCUGCCGUCUAUAACAGCAUUAUCAUUUGAACAUGGCUUAACUUUGGGCGUUGGAACUUUUACUGGACAGAUUCUACUUUAUGACAUUAGGACCAAUAAGCCGUUUGUGGUAAAAGAUCAUAUGUAUGGCCUUCCAAUAAAAAAUGUUGACUUUAUUAAAAGUGAAGAACUUGUGGUAUCUCUUGAUCCAAAAUGUGUCAAAUUUUGGAAUCAGAAUACAGGCAAACCGUAUACUACUAUUCAAGCUCCAGUUCAUUUAAAUGAUCUGUGUAUUGUUCCUAAUUCAGGUCUUUUAUUUAUGGCAAAUGAAGAUAGAAAGAUUUUAACCUAUUUCAUUCCUAGCAUUGGCCCUGCACCUCAAUGGUGUUCUUUCCUAGACAGCAUCACGGAAGAACUUGAAGAAUCUAAACAAGAUGCUGUGUACGAUGAUUACAAGUUUGUUACUAAGAAAGAGCUUGAAGAGCUUCACCUGGAUCACUUACAAGGAACUAAUAUGUUGCGUGCAUAUAUGCACGGUUACUUCAUGGACAUAAGGUUAUAUAAUAAAGCAAAAGCUCUUGUUCAACCUACGUAUAUGAAAGACCAGAAAAAGAAAAUGGUUCGCAACAAGAUAGAUUUGGAGAGAAAGAACCAAAUUGUCAUUAAGCAAGCUAAUGUGAACAAAGAGUAUGCCCAACAAGUUCUUGAAAAUAAAGUUCGCGGCAAAUCAAAAGUUACUCCUUUGGAAGAUCAGCGGUUUAAAGAUUUGUUUGAAAAUACUAAUUUCUUGAUGGAAGAAACUGAGGAUAAGAAAAUGCAUGAAAAACCAAGUAAGAAGAAGGUUUCUGUCGCAGCAGAACAUGAUCAAGUUAGAAUUUUUGAAGAUGAAGAUAUGCGGCAAAACGAGUACACUUCUUCAGAAGAAGAAUCAGAUGAAGAGAGAGAUGAAUCCUCUGAAGAAUCUGAAGAUUCAGAUCCAGAAGCAGUUAGUGACAAAAAGCGCAGCAUGUUCAAAGCUGUUGAUGCGGAUAGUUUUAGUAUGGUGCAUAAAGCAGACGAAGAAGAUAGCAUGACUCCUAUUGGUGAAAGAUUGAAAAAUACUAAUAUAACUGUGAAGCAAUCAGAAUCAUCAGCUGGAAACAAAGUUGUCACGUUUACUUUAAAUAAGAAAUCAUCUGAGAAGCAUAACAAAAGAGUGGAAGAGAGAAAAGAACAUUUGAAGGAAAGAGCAAAAUAUCGCAGGCCUGCAAAAUAUUUACGGAAAUAACUUAUGAUGCAAUUUCACUG